Molecule: messenger RNA, 734 nt
Organism: Pecten maximus
Lineage: Eukaryota; Metazoa; Mollusca; Bivalvia; Pectinida; Pectinidae
Exons: 3
Coding region: 249-734 (161 amino acids)
Source: RefSeq, a predicted model, not a curated record
AUGUAGUCCAAUCCUAUUGUACAAAAUGUGGGCUAUAUCUUAUAGGAGCAGCGGAUGGGAUCGGGGCUGUCAUCAAGCGGACGGCCGACGGAUUCGUUCUCAGAGGAGGGGAUAUCACUGGCGCUAAGGACCUACAAAAGACCCUGGAAGAAACUGGAUCAAAGGUGAAGGUUGUGAUCAUCAACGAGAAGGACGUAGAGGAUGUCAAAGAAGAACUUCCGUUGUCACUCAAGCCUCUCCCGCGUACCAUGCAGAUACACCAGAUUCUUGUGAUCAGUCCAGGGUCCUUAAGACACCGCCCGGUAUCCUGCUUUUGUGGGAAGCCAGACUUCUGUGAUUGUUUUGCACCAGAGACAGCGUCAUUCUCCGUUCAGACCGAGGAUGAUUCUGAACCGGAAGGCGCCCCACACAUUGCAGCACCUGAACAGGAGUCGGGCAAGUUACAAAAGGUUCAAGAUGUGAACGAGAGUUUAGUUUCGCGCUACUGUGUGGUUAAGUACGAUGGCAAUGCUUUUCCAGGCAUCGUUCUGGCAGUCGAUGAUGAUGAGCUGGAAGUGAAAGUCAUGCACAGGGUCGGCCGAAACAGAUUUUUCUGGCCAAGUUUAGAAGACACUUUGUGGUAUGCUAAAAAGGAUAUCAUCACACUUUUGGUUGACCCACCAAAACCAGUCACGUCCAGGCACGUACAAGUUGAUCCGACUAUUUGGAUCGAGAUUGAAAAAGAGGAGGAAUGA